Penicillium psychrosexuale is the source of this 1308-nucleotide messenger RNA. RefSeq lists its product as uncharacterized. The transcript has a single exon. Bases 1 to 1308 code for a protein of 435 amino acids. The record is from RefSeq and is a predicted model, not a curated record. Lineage: Eukaryota; Fungi; Ascomycota; Eurotiomycetes; Eurotiales; Aspergillaceae.
AUGGCGUCCCAACACAUUCAGGUAGCCACGCCGCCCUCCAAAGACGCCAUCCUCGAAUCCCUCGUCGAAAAUGUCCGCGCCUGUAAUGCGCGCCUACCGCCCGGACGCGACAAGAUCGUCUUUGGCGCGUGCGAACUCGAGGCGGAAAUGCCGCUGCUUCUCAACCGGCCUGGCGCGCCCCUCCCGUGUAGGGAGCCGCCCGCCGAGUUCGAGACCGUCAACGCCCACUUUUCAGCCCAAAUGCACGCUUUCUUCAACGCACUGCACGACCUCGAGGACAUGGCAGACAAACCGUCCUCGGACAACCUGGACCUCUGCCGCCCAGACGAAUGCCUUCGGCCCGUCAUAUGCGUUUCCAACCAGUCCUUCGAACCCUACCUAGACUGCUUGCACCGCGCCUUCCACACUCGCCGUCUCACUGUCCAGAACCCGGACAGCCUGCCCCUCCUCAACCGCGUCACUCAACUGCGCAUCCUCCCCGACCGGGAUCCCACCUUUCACCUAAUCAACAUACGGCCCGUCUCCUUACGUACGCCCCUCGAACUCGCCACCCGCCUCCCUCAACUCCGCGAGCUGGACUGCCCCUGGCUAUGGGAGCGCCUUCCCGUUGCCUUCAUAUCCAAGGCACUGCGCAUAAUUUCCCGCGUCUGGGCAGGUCCUUGGCGCGAUGACCGCGCCGAGUUCGCGCAGGCUGUGCGUCAUGCUAUGCCCUUGUUACCGUCCUCCCUCACUAAGGUCCGUCUCUGGUUCUGGAGGCCUGGCUCCCAUUGGGACGAGGUGGACCAAGCGGCGCAGAUGCCCGACCUUAUUGGCGCGUUGUCGUCGUCCUCGACUAACGAGUUUAAAGGCAUAGACCCUGUGUCUCUUGGCCUACGGGACCUGGGAAGUUGCCUAGAGGAACUAGACGUCUGCGCGCUUAUUACCCCCGAUCUUUUCCCUUCCGGUGGCGACGGCUUAUCAUGGCCAUAUAUGCGGUACCUCAACGUGGAAUUUCACCCAUGCGCGCCUAACGGCAGCUGGUACUUUUCCGGCCCGCGAAGGGAAGAUCCCUAUACGAUAGGGUUCGCUAUCACGAGAGAGGAGCACUACCCGCCCGGCCAGGAAGACGACGACGAGACGCACGAGUUGAUGUCCAACGAGGAGGAAGAGUACUGGGGCGACGCACCGGAUAUAUACGACCUCCGCAACCCCGAUAUGUUCCGUCUGCGCCCCAUCGCGGAACGCAUUAACCCUUUGCUCUUAGCGUUUGCCUCGUCUCUGCAACGGGAAAAUAUGCCCGCCCUUCGAGACGCCGAGCUGUUUACGUAG